AGCGAACAUAACCUCCACGGCACACGGACAUCGACUAAACGCCGUCCUCAACGACACGUAUCGUCCGCCGUUAACCUAAUCUAACUUCAAAAACUGAUGAAUCUCAACUGGCUCACACGCAGGCGCAGAGCAAGUUCUUCGAUUGAUAUAUAAGGCUAUACAAUAGUACAAAGGAAACAUCUCGGGUGGUUUUCCUGCAGUCACGGUGGCAGUGGCACUUGAAACAUGGCAGACGUCAUCGAUUGUAACUUUCCUGUUUGGGGCUUGCUGCCUAAAAAAGAGACAGGUGUCACUCAGUUUCUUACUAAAUAUCCAGAGCACGAUGGACGGGGUGUUGUCAUUGCGAUCUUGGAUUCGGGGGUGGACCCCGGAGCCCCGGGUAUGCAGGUGACUUCAGAUGGAAAACCAAAAAUUAUUGAGAGAUUUGACUGUAGCGGAGCAGGGGAUGUAGACACUAGCAAAGUUGUUCAAGCACCAGAUGGAUUCAUAACUGGCCUGACUGGUCGUAAAUUAAAGGUUCCAUCUAAUUGGAAUAGCCCUAGUGGAGAAUAUCAUAUCGGUUUAAAGAAUCUGUAUUCAUUAUAUCCUACUAAAUUAAAGGAAAGAGUAGUGGCAGAACGCAAGAAGCGUCUUUGGGAUGAUGGACAUAAAGCAGCGCUUGCAGAAGCUUCCAGACAAUUACAGGAAUUUGAGAAUAAAAAUCCACAAUUAUCGACUUUGGAAGAAAGACUGCAAAAAGAAGAAUUUGAAGCUCGAAUUGAAGUAUUGAAUAAUAUUGAAAAAAAGUAUUGUGAUGUAGGACCUACUUACGAUUGCGUUGUUUUCCACGAUGGUAACAUUUGGAGAGCAUGUAUUGAUACUUCUGAAGUGGGUAACCUGGAAACUGGUGUUUUUCUUGGUGAAUAUUCUAUCACGAGAGAUUUUGCUCCUCUUACACAAGAAGACCAGUUAAAUAUUAGUAUUAAUAUUCAUGAUGAAGGCAAUACAUUAGAAAUUGUCAGUUUGUGCUCGAGUCAUGGGACACAUGUUGCGUCAAUCGCAGCUGCAUAUUUUCCUGAUAAUCCAGAAUUGAAUGGAGUGGCACCAGGAGCCCAAAUUAUUUCGCUUACUGUUGGUGAUGGACGUAUUGGCACAAUGGAAACUGGAACUUCAGUUGUACGGGCAAUGAUCUAUAUAAUGCAACGUAAAGAGAAGGUUCACGUUAUAAACAUGAGUUAUGGUGAACAUGCUCAUUGGUCAAAUACAGGUAGAAUAGGAGAAUUAAUGAACGAAGUUAUUGACGAAUAUGGUGUAUCAUGGGUUGCAUCUGCUGGUAAUCUGGGCCCAGCUUUGUGUACUAUUGGAACUCCUCCAGACAUCAGUUCAAACAGUAUUAUUAGUGUUGGUGCUUACGUAUCACCUGAUAUGAUGGUAGCUGAAUAUUCUUUAAGAGAAAAGAUGCCAGGCAUGCCAUAUACUUGGUCCUCCCGUGGCCCAAUGAUAGAUGGAGGUGCUGGUGUAACAGUAUGUGCACCAGGAGGUGCCAUUACCAGCGUUCCAAAUUUUACUCUUAGAAAAAGUCAACUUAUGAAUGGUACAAGUAUGGCAAGUCCACAUGUUACGGGAGCAGUUGCGGUUCUUAUAUCGGGUCUUCUUGCCAAGGGUUCUUUGUACUCUCCUUAUAGUAUAAAAAGAGCGCUUGAGAAUACUGCUCUUUAUAUACCCAAUUUAGAUCCAUUUGCACAAGGCUCUGGCCUAUUACAAGUCGAACGUGCAUUUGAUAAUCUCAUUUCGUGUUGUGAUGUACCCGAAAGAGACGUACGCUUUGCUAUUAAUUGCGGUGUUAAUUCUAAAGGCAUUCAUAUGAGAACAGGUGUCAUUGAUCGUGCAAAGGAUUGUGCAAUUACAGUUGAACCAGUAUUUAUAAAUAGCGAAAAUAUAGAUCCAGCACGCAAAAUAGAUUUCAAUCUGAAGCUAACACUGGUGUGUGAUGCUUCCUGGGUCCAAUUUCCGACACAUCUGGACUUGAUGCAUAUGCCUCGUGCUUUUGCUAUUAGAGUUGACGCUACUAAUUUACCAGAAGGUGUUCAUGCUACUAGUGUACGAGCGUAUGACGUAACUAAUAUCGCGAAAGGACCAGUAUUUCAAAUUCCAGUAACUGUUGUCCAGCCAAUUACAAUACCGAAGACUGCACUUCUUCCAGACUUAACAUACACAAAUGUAUUAUUUAAACCUAAUACAAUUCAGCGUCAUUUUAUUCUUGUUCCAGAAGAUGCUACUUGGGCAGUUCUCAGAUUAAAAAGCACAGAAAAGGAUAAGACUGGUAGAUUUGUGAUGCACACUAUUCAAUUAAAACCUCGUUUGGCCUGUAAAACUCUUGAAGUUAACAGAAUAAUAAGUGUUACAUCUCAAUCGGAAACUGUUCAACCAUUUGCUGUUCAGGGUGGAUUAAUUUUAGAAGUAGUUAUCGCAAAGUAUUGGGCAAAUCUUGGUGAUAUGUUCGUUGAUUAUUCUAUAGAAUUUCAUGGAAUUCAUAUGAUAAACGGUAAUCUUACAAUGCUAUCUGGAGAUGGAAUAAAUCGUCUUGAAUUACGCAGCUCUCUUAGAAACGAAGAAGUUGUACCCAAUAUUUCUCUGAAGACAUCUGUUCAAGUCUUAAAGCCUAAUGAAUCGAAAAUUGCUCCUUUACGAGCACGUGAUAUUAUUCCACCAUCACGACAAAUAUAUGAAUUACAACUAACAUACACAUUCCACUCGGCAAAGUCAACUGAGGUCACACCAAAUGCUGCAUUGCUUAGUGACUUGUUGUAUGAAAGCGAGUAUGAAAGCCAAAUGUGGAUGAUUUACGAUAGUAAUAAACAAUUGAUAAGUUGUGGAGAUGCAUAUCCAUCUAAAUAUACAAUUCAUAAAUUAGAAAAGGGAGAUUACACUUUGAAAAUGCAUAUACGUCAUGAGAAAAAGGAUUUGUUGGAAAGAUUGACAGACAUGCCGUUACUAUUAAGUCAAAAGCUUAGUACACCAAUUAAUUUGGAUAUUUAUACCAAUCAAUCGCAAGCUAUUAUUGGUGGGAAAAAAAUGGUUGCUGCAUGUAUUCCACCUGGCCAGAUUCUUCCUAUGUAUAUUGCUCCACUGUCUAAUGAAAACAAAGUAUCCAAAUACGCUACCCCUGGUAGUUAUCUUCAAGGUACAUUGACUUUCUGUAAAGAUGAUAUUGGAAAGAAGGUGGAUAGUUACGUAUUUAAAUACAUCAUAUCUGAGCCUACUAAGAAAAAUGUCAACGCUACUGCUAAAUCUGAGAAAGAGAAAACUACAAAGUGGGAUGAAUACCAGGAAGCAAUAAGAGAUUUAAAAUGCAAUUACCUUGCUAAAUUUGAACCCGGUGAUCAUACCAAUACGUUGUACGGAGAAUUGAAAGGUGCCUUCUCAGAUCAUCUACCUGUCCACACUGCCAUGUUGAUAUCAUUGGAUUCUUCGGAGGCACGGCGACAUGUACCACAGAAUGAGCUUUCAGAAAACGCUAUUGCGUUUGCCAAUCAAAUAAUAACAGUUGCUGACUCUGUGAUCACUAAUAUCGAUCAAGAUAAGUUAUUAGCAUAUUAUGGAUUGAAAAACGAUCAGCGUCCUGAUGCGGCUAAAAUUAAAAUAACUAUGGAGAAGCAAAAGAACAGUUUGAUUGAAGGAUUAGUGAGAAAAGGUUGUGCAUUGGCACGGUUGUAUGUACAUGGAACAAAGACUGGGGAGGGAGAUGGAUCCUUUGAACAUUUGCUUGAAAGCGUUACACAUCAUUGGCAAGAAGUACAGAAAUUUUCUGAACCUACUGACAAUAAGGUUAUUAUUUUAUCUCUAUGGCAUGCACACAUCAAUAAUCAUUAUGGACGUUAUUUGAAAUUAUUGACACGCUAUUAUGAAGAAAAACCAUUAAAAGAAAUUGAUGAAAAAUGUAUUGAAAUUGCAAAGCUUCUGGGAUGGGAACAUUGGUCACGUCUUCUUACCACAAUAAGUGAAGCCUGUACACUUAUAUGUUUACUUGUGGCUGUACGAAUCUCAAGAGGAAAUGUAUCGAUUUAUGAUAUAGAAAACUGCCAGAGAUUAAAUAUUAUUGUGGCAGAGGCGAUAAUUGAAGGUAACACUAUUCAUGCGUGGCUUAUUAAGAAAAGGCUUAUAUCACAUCCGUAUUUGAAUACUGAAGAUGCUUUAAAACAUGGGGGCAAGAGCUUAAAUAUAUUAAAAGAAUGGGUCACUUUAUUUGAUUCGCAUAGUCACACUACUGGCAACUCAAAUCAUGGAUUAGUCAUAGCUCAGGUAGAAUCUGAUGCUCCAGAUAGGGAUAUGUAUAGAACAUUCUCAACCCUGGAGGCUUUUGAGGAUUUCACAUCCAUGAAAGCGUCACAACUGAAGAUGAGAAUAGAGGAAAUGUUUCGUAUAAAAAUUUCAGUGAGCAAUGAAUUGAGAGAUCUGAGCGCAAAGAGGCAAAGACUUCAGGGCGAAGUUAAUAGCUUGACUCAGAAGAUAGACGAGCUGAAGCAAGAGUUACUGCAUCAGCAAACUGACCUUGAUAGAUUAAAAAUAAGUGUGGAGCAAGCACAGGUGGCGCAGAAAGAAGCGGUGGAAAGAAACACGCCUGAAUUAGCACCACCUAAGAGAAUAUUGAUUAAUACUCUGCCAAUUGUAUUACCUAGCACAGAUCCACGAUCAUGUAGAAUGUACAAUUGUUUUGAUCACAGUCGAUGUGCAUUGACAAGUGGUUUUCCUGUGUACUUGUAUGAUCCAGAUCAAUUUUCGGUAGUUAGUCCAGGAUGGGAUGUAGACGGUUUCUUAAAAACGACUAUUAAACAAACGCUAGGAUAUAAUCCGCAUCUUACUAGAAAUCCAGCAGAGGCAUGUGUUUACAUAGUCUUAAUUGGUGAAGCAUUGAGCCUCCACCAAAAGAGUAAUCAACGUCAUAACAAAGCUUUAGAUAUAAAGAAAUUACAAGCACUUCCCUAUUGGGGUGGAGACGGUAGAAAUCACAUAUUAUUAAAUCUUGCACGUAGAGAUUUAUCUGCAGAUUCUGGAAAUAUUUUCAGUAAUUUGGAUACUGGCAGAGCGAUGGUAGUACAGUCAACAUUUUAUAGAAACCAAUUUCGCGAUGAUUUCGAUUUAAUUGUUCCACCAAUUCUGGGACCACCUGGCGGAGAUGUUUGGCAAGAAUGCGCACAAAUGUUACCUGCGAGAAGGAAAUAUUUGCUGUCAUUCCAAGGAGAAAUGAGGACUUUUAUGGGCACACCGAUGACAUAUCAAAUUGAUGACGCAGAUAUAGAUUUGGAAAAAUUGAUAAUUGAUGAUAACAAUAUAGAUGCAUUUAUUAUUCAACAUUUGAAAGAUAUGAGCAACGGAAUAACUUUGGAUAAAUUUUUUAUUCAAUUUGAAUGUAUACCAGCUUCUAUGGAGAGUAAACCUGUGGAAACUCUUGAUUGGUCUCUUUGCGGAACUGAUUCGUCCAGAAGGGCUAUAUUAAAGGAAUCAACAUUUGCAUUGAUCUUAGCUCCCAGCAAUGCUACGUUAUUAACUACUUCGUUCAUGCAAGCAAGAUUGUACGAAGCAUUGCGAGCUGGAUCAAUACCAGUCAUUCUUGGUGGUGAUCAGAUUUUGCUUAAUUAUAACGAAGUUGUUGAUUGGAGGAGAGCAGUUAUUUUCCUACCUAAGGCUAGAGUGACUGAAAUGCACUUUUUAUUGCGCGCUGUUCCUGACAACGAUCUUUUGACUAUACGGAGACAAGGUAGAUUAAUAUGGGAACGUUAUAUGAGUACUGCUCAAGGUGUAGUGGAUACGACCAUAGCAGUAAUCAGAGACAGACUUGGUAUACCUCCACUACCAGCAUCUCAAACAUCCAGUCCUAGUGUUUUUAACGAAAGUUUUGUGCCUUUAAAAUCAGAUGCCAUUAUUGCCGAACCUGAAGCUGAAGAAAGUUUAGGUCCUUUAGAACCACCGUAUCCAUCUCCUGCUUUCAAGAGAAAUUAUACAACACUAUUAGUUCAAAAUCAUGAAAUUUGGAAUGAUUGGAUGGAUCCAUUUAAUUUGUAUCCACAAUUACCUUUUGAUACUGUUCUUCCCAGUGACGCUAAAUUUCUUGGCUCAGAAGUUGGCUUUCGACCCAUCGGUAAAGGUGCUGGAGGCGCUGGAAAAGAAUUUAGUGAAUCAUUAGGAGGAAAUUAUCCAAGAGAACAAUUUACAAUUGUCAUGUUAACUUAUGAAAGAGAACAGGUUCUUAUAAAUUCACUGGCACGUCUUUAUGGCUUGCCUUAUUUAAACAAGGUACUUGUAGUAUGGAAUAGUCCGAAACCACCUGUAGAAGAUCUCAAGUGGCCUGAUAUUGGCGUUCCUAUACAUGUUAUAAAAGCUCCAAGAAAUAGUUUGAAUAAUAGAUUCCUGCCAUUUGAUGCAAUUGAGACAGAAGCCGUCCUUUCUAUUGAUGAUGAUGCUCAUUUGAGACAUGAUGAAAUCAUGUUUGGUUUUAGAGUGUGGAGGGAACAUCGAGAUCGUGUAGUUGGAUUCCCUGGUCGAUUUCAUGCAUGGGACCAGAAUUAUCACAACGCUUGGAAUUACAAUUCUAAUUAUUCUUGCGAGCUAUCCAUGGUUUUAACUGGAGCUGCUUUCAUUCAUAAACAUUAUACAUAUCUGUACACACAUUGGUUACCACAAGCGAUAAGAGAUAAAGUUGACGAAUAUAUGAAUUGUGAGGACAUUGCAAUGAAUUUUUUAAUAUCUCAUCUUACAAGGAAACCACCAGUUAAAGUUACAUCACGUUGGACAUUUAGAUGUCCCGGUUGUCCAGUUUCACUUUCAGAAGAUGAUACUCAUUUUCAAGAAAGACAUAAAUGUAUCAAUUUUUUUUCACAGGUUUUCGGCUAUAUGCCUCUAUUGAAUACACAAUAUCGAGCUGAUUCGAUAUUAUUUAAGACACGAAUACCACAUGAUAAACAAAAAUGUUUCAAGUUUAUAUGAAAAGGAGAUGUAUUAGAAUUUUUGUGUAAAUAUUGUAGAACAGGAUUUAUACGAUUUUGAUAUAAUUUUAUGCAGCUCACAACUUAAGAACUAUCAUGUCGAAUAUUUCACAAAAUACAUAUAGAAAACACAAGACCGUGUAUGUGAGAGACACAACCGAUA
Messenger RNA from Mycetomoellerius zeteki, 7125 nucleotides. RefSeq names its product tripeptidyl-peptidase 2 (gene botv). Bases 226 to 6963 code for a protein of 2245 amino acids. Gene Ontology annotation, molecular function: glycosyltransferase activity; serine-type endopeptidase activity; tripeptidyl-peptidase activity. Gene Ontology annotation, cellular component: membrane. Lineage: Eukaryota; Metazoa; Arthropoda; Insecta; Hymenoptera; Formicidae. The transcript has 30 exons. The record is from RefSeq and is a predicted model, not a curated record. Gene Ontology annotation, biological process: proteolysis.